Molecule: messenger RNA, 1011 nt
Organism: Chironomus riparius
Lineage: Eukaryota; Metazoa; Arthropoda; Insecta; Diptera; Chironomidae
Source: the annotation of a GenBank genome assembly
AUGUCAAUGAAUUUAAUUAAAUUAAAAUGGCCUAUAAACUUGCAACAGACGUUAUUAGGUGGACAAUCUUUCAGAUGGACACAAAGUGAUGAGUAUUUUAUUGGAAUUUUUGCAAAUAUUGCAUGGAAAAUCAAAGCAGAUGAAUGUGAUUUAAGUUACGAAGUAAUAGGAGAACUACCGUAUCCAACUGAUGCAAAUUGUCUUAGAAUCAAAGUGGAAAAACCGAAGAUUACAUCCAAAAAAGGACUUGUGCUGUAUGAACAAAAGUAUUAUGAGCAGUUGUUGAACAAGUAUUUUCGUUUAGAUAGCAAUUUAGACGAAGAUUAUAAUAUCUGGAUCGAAGCACAUAAACACUUUAAAUCGAAAACAUCAAAGGAUCAAACAUUCAUCACUCAACUCGACCAGGAAAUUGUUGAAACUCUGUUUAGCUUUAUUUGCUCACAAAAUAAUCACAUUUCACGAAUAUCAUCACUUGUAGAGAAAUUGUGCACUAAUUAUGGCGAAUUGAUAUGUUCUACAGAUGGACGAUCAUUUUACAACUUUCCAUCUUUAGAAAAGCUAUCAAAAGAUGAAGAAAUGGAAAGUAAACUUCGUAAUCUAGGCUUUGGAUAUAGAGCAAAAUAUAUUGCAAAAGCAGCUAAAGACAUUUCAAACAAAGGUGGUGUUAAAUGGCUCGAUAGUUUGACAAGACUGAACUAUCCGAAAGCUCACGAUGAGCUUAUAAAACUGCCAGGAAUUGGACCAAAAGUUGGAGACUGUAUAUGCUUAAUGGCACUUAAUUUUCUUGAAGCAGUUCCAGUUGACACACAUAUCAUCCAGGUAGCCCAACAUUAUAUUCCAGAAGUUACAAAAGUCAAAUCUAUGAAUCUCAAGUUGUAUCGUAAAAUUGGUGACACAUUUAGAUCAGUUUAUGGGUUAAAAGCAGGUGUUGCACAAACUGUAUUAUUUUGCAAGGAAUUAAGCAUCUUUAAUGAGGGUGAACCUGUUGAGAAGAAGAAGAAGAAGAAAUAA